AUGCAGUACAAGGUUCUUGCCCUCUCCGCCGCCGUCGCGGUUGUCAACGCCGACCUCCGCCUCAACACCAACGACAUCCCCAACGACUGCACUGCUGUCUGCCGUCCCAUCCGUGACCUUGGCAACAUCUGCACUGUCAACUUCAUCCCCGGCCAGACCAACAACAACAGCGAUCAGCUUCAGGAUGAGCUCGACGCUCAGUGUGUCUGCACCAACACCUCCUUCGAUGUCAAGAACCUCGCUGCCGAGUGCGCCAGCUGCAUGAGCCAGAAGGUUGCCAGCGACCAGCAGCGCAGCCUCGAGGGUAUCAACAGCAUCAUGAACCAGUGUGGCUUCCAGUCCACUUCCUACGCCUCUUCUGCUACCUCCGCUGCCAACACCAUCAUCGUCUUGGCCACCCGUCUGACUGCCAGCUCUCAGCUGACCACCACCAUCGGCGGCGGUGCCACUCCCGCUCCUACCUCCGAGCGCAGCAGCCGCACCACCGACCGUGCCAUCACCACCACCUUCCUGACCUCCAACGGCGGUGGCUUCCCUUCCAUCGCUACCUCCACCAUCGGUGGUGGCCGCGAGACUGGCUCCCCCAACGCCGCCGCCGGUGUUGUUGCCCCUGGCAGCAACAGCGUCCUCGGCGCUGCUGGUCUUGCCGUUGCUGGCGCUUUCGCCCUCGGCGCCUUCAUGCUUUAA
This is a messenger RNA of Colletotrichum karsti, 687 nucleotides long. Its product is annotated as Protein CAP22. The record is from RefSeq and is a predicted model, not a curated record. NCBI's taxonomy places the organism in Eukaryota, Fungi, Ascomycota, Sordariomycetes, Glomerellales, Glomerellaceae. The transcript is spliced from 2 exons. The coding region runs from base 1 to 687 and encodes 228 amino acids.